Phragmites australis (common reed) is the source of this 1355-nucleotide messenger RNA. RefSeq lists its product as uncharacterized. Bases 104 to 427 code for a protein of 107 amino acids. The transcript has 2 exons. The record is from RefSeq and is a predicted model, not a curated record. NCBI's taxonomy places the organism in Eukaryota, Viridiplantae, Streptophyta, Magnoliopsida, Poales, Poaceae.
CACUUCUCCCGCGCACUUCCGUUCCGUGGACUCGCCGUCGUCUCCCUCGCGCGCUCUCAGUAUUAGUAGGAGUAGGAGAGGCCAUGUGGACCAGCUUAUCGACAUGCUUCCCACGCAGAUGCUCCCCAGCUGCAAGGCGCCGCACUUCCGGAAAGGAAACCCGGCUGGCCGCGAGGUGGUAGUUGCUGCAGCCGCCGUCGACGUGUGCCUCGCCGCGGCCGCCAUGGUCGGCGCGGCGCUGCUGGCGUGGUGGGCGCUCGCGUUCCACCCGUCCUACGCCCAGCUGUGGAUGGUGCCCCUCGGCCUCGUGCUCGCCUGCACCCCGGUCGUUGUCGGCGUCGCGCUCCACUUCUCCGCCCCGCGCGUGCCGGGCAAAGGCGUCGCUGGUGCGCCGCUGCCGUUGUCCGCGGUGGUCGUCGACAAGUAGCGCUUGGAUUCAUUUUUUUUUUUUGUUUCACUCAAUUGUGCCGUUAGAUGGAUCCUAAUUUGUUAAGAAUCAUGAUUAUUAAUUGAGGCCCAUGCAUGUAGCUAAUGGCCGAAAUCCAGCUGAUGAUUGAUUUCAGUCGACUGGCCAACAGAUUUUGUGAGGCUCGCCGGCGAUAGUCUUGCCCGCGCCGAUGAUAGCGACGACAUGGUGGCCCGGGGGGGUUUUGGGGAUGGAUGUGUGCCAUGGAAUACCAAAAUUAAUAUAACUUUUUCUAAAAGAAGGUAAUUACUUGGCAUCAUUGUUAGCACUCGAUCAUCAGGGCUCUCAACUUGUAUGUAACAGCCCGGUAUUGGCCCCGAUGCAAGCGUGCGCAUAUGUUCUUCUAGUUUUCAUUCACAUGAGCUAAUAGGUUUGAGGACCCAAUUCCUUUUAAGUACCCUUUGCUCUCUAUCUUCACUAACAAGGUUUGACAAAAAAAAAACUAUAUUCUCCCUUCACAUGUUUAAGAUUUUUAGAAAUUAUUUUUAAAUAUAUAAUACGUCAAGUCCAUAUAUUCUAGGCUAACGUCUAGUUGGUGAGUACGAGUUAUAUUCCAUUCAUGACCCAGCUGGUCGAUGCUUGCCGGGUCGGCCGACGAAUACCUUCACCGUGGAAAUUAUGUAGAAGAGAUCGAACCUUCCCUUGUUCUUACCCUUGGAGUUUGACCCGAGGUAGACAUGUACUGUGCCGAUUUUCCACCUUGGAUGUGCUCUCGUGAGAAUUGAAGCGAGAAACGGUGACACCUGGGAAAGAGACAGCAUGCAUGCAGCUACUAGAUAAAAGGCCGGCCUUGUUGCAACACUUGCAGCUUGCAAAACAGUCUGUAUAGAUACGCAUACACUCCUGAUCGAUCGAUCUGUUGGAACAAAGAAAAAAAUAUGGAUCGAAA